AUGGCUAAUCGAUCCUCUACCCGUGCGGCCUUCGGUUUCUACACUUUGAACCCUCCUACACGGGCAUCCUUCAACACCACCCACCCACACACCCCUCCGCUUCGCAGCGCUUCCCGGAACCACAUGGCCCAACUUCCGCGGGAGCUAACUUUCAAACGCGCCAACCACACAGAACGCUUCGCUCCUUUGCGCUCUCACCUGACUGAAGGACUGACAUCACCGCCGACGGCCUACCCGCCAUCCGCUAAACGUUCUCCCAUUGCUUGCAAACCGCCGCGGCUGCUUGGUCUCAGUCUUGAACAGAGAGACAGGUUCGUGGCGCUGAGACAGGCCGCCAACCCGAUAGCGCGCGAGACCCAUACGGCUUUCAUGAGGGUUCGCUUUCCAAAUGGGGCACAUGCUCGUUCUGACGUAGUCUGUUUGGGACCCUUUGGGAGCACUCUCAUCGAAACCGAGGCGGCGGCAUCGUACCUGAUUGACAAAAUCGAGAUAAUCGACCUCAUGGCAGCGGCGAUCUCUGUCUUGUUGCUCUUGAACGGCUAG
Messenger RNA from Colletotrichum lupini, 543 nucleotides. RefSeq lists its product as uncharacterized. The transcript is spliced from 3 exons. NCBI's taxonomy places the organism in Eukaryota, Fungi, Ascomycota, Sordariomycetes, Glomerellales, Glomerellaceae. The coding region runs from base 1 to 543 and encodes 180 amino acids. The record is from RefSeq and is a predicted model, not a curated record.